Plasmodium gonderi is the source of this 867-nucleotide messenger RNA. RefSeq names its product variable surface protein. The record is from RefSeq and is a predicted model, not a curated record. Bases 1 to 867 code for a protein of 288 amino acids. The transcript has 3 exons. NCBI's taxonomy places the organism in Eukaryota, Apicomplexa, Aconoidasida, Haemosporida, Plasmodiidae.
AUGAGUUUCUCUAAUCCAUUGAUUAUUGAUUUCGAUUUUAAUGGUAUAUUUCCUACAUCUAUUGAAAACUUUAAUGUGAUUGAAGAUAAAAUUGGGAGAAAUUAUGAAACAGAUACUUUUUUUACGGCAUGCAUUAAGAUUAAUAGUGAAUUUAAUAUAUGGGGAGAUAGUUUUCAUAGUAUUUGUGUUGUUCUUAGUAACUACUUAGAUAGUAUAAAAGAAAAAGAAACAAGGGAUAUAAAACCAUAUUGUAAGUAUUUUAACUACGUGCUAAAAAGUGAAUUAAAAAAUUAUAAAACUUCAUGUAAUGGAGAAAAAUUGUGUUACCAAAAAAUGAUGGAAAUAUAUAAACAUUAUAAAAAAGUUGAUAUGGAUAAAUGUAAAGAUGAUAUAAUUGAUCUUACAGAUGAUAUAUUUACAAUAUUGAAUUAUCUGAAUUCAUUGUAUAAUUAUCUUAAAAAAUUAAAAAAUAACAGUAGUAUAUGUAAUUUCGGCAGUAGCUGUUUUAAUAAUUAUAAGGAUUUUUUACAUAAAUGUAAGAGUAUACAAAAUAAUAGUCUACAAGAAUUGCAAAAAAUUGUUGAAAAAGAAUAUAAACCUUAUAUCCAUAUGAACCAUGAUGUCUUGGAUGCAUCAAAACACAUGCAUUCUUCCCCAUAUGCCUCAGAACACGCACAUUCCUUCUAUAGUAUAAGUGCUCGAAAGUAUACUCCAAGUCGUUUAUAUUUACAACAAAGGAUAAGGAAGUUAAAGGAACUUUGGAACAAAAAAAGAAAAAAGAAAUUCACAUUAAUAAGCUCAUUUGAUUGUAAAUACGAAGAAUAUAUAGAUAAAGGUCUGGAUAUAUCAUAUAACGUAUUAGAAUAG